AUGGUUGAUCAACUUCUCAAUUCAUCUUUGGAGCAAUUCGAAAAAGAAUUCUUGUCCAAUCUCCUCCCGAUCGCAUACGACAAUUGUGAUGUCACUACAGUGAAAUUACUGCUCUCUUUCGGUGCUGAUUGGUACAACGGUAUCGACACAUACCGACGAGUGUGGCUGGAUACCAAGACAAAUAAUCCAGAGAUAAUGAAAUUGUUUUUAGACAAGGAAACCGGCCAAACCUUCUCCAAAACAAGAGGAAAAGAUGCAUUAGAUAUUGCUUGUAGUAUUGGAGCGAUCGACACAGUCAGAUUCCUUCUCAGGAAAGGAGUUUCUGUGUCCUGUGAUGCCAGGACUGAAGAAGGAAACUAUCCUUUGUUUAUUGCCUGCGAAUUUGGACACGAAAGCUUGGUAAAGCUUUUGAUACGUCAUGGCGCAGACGUGAACCAAUUUGAUUCGCGUCUCCGGUACUGCUGCCCUAUAAAUGUGGCAGUCGAGAGGGAAUCUCAGAGGAUUUCACAGAUUCUGCUGGACAAGGGCGCAGACGUUAAUUCCUUCACUCGGAUUGAUCACCACGGAUUGCGGGCAGUCGUGUCACCUCUGAUGCAAGCUUGCAGGAAGCGGAAUCUGCCGAUAGUACAGCUACUCCUCCGUCACGGUGCAGACGUCAAUUUGAAGAACCAUAACAACAAGACCGCUUUACAUAUUUGCACGGAUGAUGGCUCAUCACAGCCAACAUGCCGCAGGGAGUGCUACAGUGGCUAUCACAGUGAUGGCUUCGAUGGUGUCGCCAAGUCAGCCAACCCCGAAAUAGUGAGGAUACUCCUAGAAUAUGGCGCAGACCCACAUAGCGAAGACUCAUUUAACACAACACCAUUGGAAAGAGUAUUAUUGAAAAUUGAGCGAAUGAUGUUGCUCGUGGCUAAACGGAGUGGCAGUAUGGCGAACCCCGAGUUCUUUGUUAUUGCUAGUCUCCUGUUGAAGGCUGGUGGUUACAAAGAGGAAAGACCACAAAAAUCUCGCUCAACACUUCGCAGAAGUAUCAAACAAUUCAUGCUGAUGACGCCCGAUGGACAUCGCCAGGCGUUUCACAACAAAACAGACAGUUUUGUUUCCCUCGUGAAGACUGGAAUACUGUGCGGAAUGAAGCCCGGAGUGAAGGCUAUCCUGGAAAACCGCAAGGACACCCGAGACCGAGAAAAAGCUCAACUUGAAUUGGAAGGCUGGUUGACCGACUGGUGGAAAAACGGACUAACUCUCAAGAACCAAUGUCGCCUCCAGCUCCGACGUAUGGUCAGGUUUCCGCUUACUUCUAAUGUUUGGUCAGAAGACAUCCAGUUACCUCAGCCGCUCAGAAAGUUCAUUGUGUUUGAACAUUUCUAA
Molecule: messenger RNA, 1371 nt
Organism: Lineus longissimus
Lineage: Eukaryota; Metazoa; Nemertea; Pilidiophora; Heteronemertea; Lineidae
Product: ankyrin-1-like
Exons: 1
Coding region: 1-1371 (456 amino acids)
Molecular function (GO): protein binding
Source: RefSeq, a predicted model, not a curated record